AACGACACAUGAGUAUGCCCGCUGUUGACUCGGUGUAGAAACGCUGCAGAUAAGAUGUUGCUGUACGUCCUGUGCUUGCUCCUUGCCUGCCUUUCUUGGACUCAAGGCAAACAAUUGGACAUCUCCUGUAAGCCUUGUGUAUGUAGGGUCACACCCAAUGGAAAGUUGAUCGCCAAUUGUAAGGACAAACAUCUAUCUAACAUCCCCAAACAGAUUCCAAAUUCAGUAUCAUACCUGUGUUUGUCUCACAACAGUAUUAAGCAUCUGCCAGGUGGCUCGUUUCAACGGUUCUCUGCUUUGGAACAUCUUGAUCUGUCUUUCAAUCAACUGAAAAGAUUGCAUGUGCACACUUUUGCAGGAGCUACAAAUCUGCUACAUUUGAACCUCAAUGGAAACCAUCUCCAACUUAUCAACGAAUCAGCAUAUCCAGAGGGCAUAUUUAGAGAGCAGAAAAAAUUGCUUACGCUGAACAUCGCAAACAACAACAAGAUCGCAGAUUCAGUAUACCCAGAUAAAGCGCUUGGUGAUCUUACUGCUCUUCAGAGACUUUUCAUUGACGGUGUUCGGAAUGCCUCGUUUGGGACUGGAUUUUCGAAACUGAAGAAUCUUACUACGCUGUCGUUAUCAGGCAAAAGGGGCCACUGCUCAGUUCAAACCCUGUUGAAUACAUCAUUUCUCUACACCCCAUCUGUCAGGAACCUGGACAUAAGCAAAUGUAGAAUCAACUUUAUUGAAGCAAGUGCAUUCUGGCCAUUAAGGCAUAUUGAUACACUCGAUAUAUCUGACAAUCAGUAUCUAGGGUUUGAUCGCAUGGGUGAAGCUAUAUAUGGACUUCGAAAUUCUUCUCUAAGCGUUUUAAAGGUCAACAGAAUAGUGACAACAUUUGCCAUAGGGGUUCACCUAAAGAAACACAAUACGAGAUAUUUCAGUGAUCUUAAUUUAAAAGAGAUUCAUAUUGAUGCAAAUAGAUUGGAACUCAUAGACCAGGAAUGCAUCGGUCACAUGAAAACAGUGGAAAUAAUAUCCAUGAAUCACAAUAGAGUGACAUUUGGAUCCUAUCUCCUGAGUCUCGAUAGACUGACAAAUCUGCGGAAAAUUUCUGUUUAUAACCAGUAUUCAUCUAAUAUCCCUUCAAUCAAGUUGAUGCAGUUAGAGGCACAUUCCUCUCCCCAAUCCGCUGCCCUCAUUUGAUCCCCAGCCAGUGGU
Messenger RNA from Haliotis rubra (blacklip abalone), 1206 nucleotides. Its product is annotated as toll-like receptor 4. The transcript is spliced from 2 exons. Lineage: Eukaryota; Metazoa; Mollusca; Gastropoda; Lepetellida; Haliotidae. The coding region runs from base 55 to 1191 and encodes 378 amino acids. Gene Ontology annotation, cellular component: extracellular matrix. Gene Ontology annotation, molecular function: protein binding. The record is from RefSeq and is a predicted model, not a curated record.